Messenger RNA from Corticium candelabrum, 981 nucleotides. RefSeq names its product hemagglutinin/amebocyte aggregation factor-like. The transcript has 2 exons. The coding region runs from base 204 to 788 and encodes 194 amino acids. The record is from RefSeq and is a predicted model, not a curated record. NCBI's taxonomy places the organism in Eukaryota, Metazoa, Porifera, Homoscleromorpha, Homosclerophorida, Plakinidae.
CCGACGAAUCGACAUCAACGAGCCGACGAAUCGACAUCAACGAGCCGACGAAUUCACAUCAAUGAGCCGACGAAUCGACAUCAAUGAGCCGACGAAAUGACUUUUGACACACAUGGCGCGCCAUACUAGAGCGGUCGGGGUAUUUCAUUCGUGUUGUAAUCUGGUAACCAAUCGGGUUGUUGGCAGGUUGACGAUCUGGCAAUAUGAUGAACAUGUCGCCACCAAAGACUCCAACUACUUUCUGGCUUGUGGUGAUCGUGGCAGUUGUUACUGGAAUACAAGGAGCAAAAGGAGCUUCUGUGAGCUCAAAUGCUCGCUCUACCGGGUACGUCAACUACUGGGACGCGCCUCUUGCUUGGGAUGCUCCAAUCGGGUACGCGGUCGUUGGCGUGUUCAGCUAUCACGACAACCACAGAGAGGACAGACGAUGGGGAUUUCGAUACGCCAAGAUCAACAAUCGCGCCUACUACGACGGUCUCCAAAAACUGCAAGUGACCAACUACGACGACUACAUGUGGCGCGAGUGCUACCACGGGUACAUGAUAACGUCAUUCACCAGUUGGCAUAGCAACUACCGCGAGGACAGGCAGUGGGUUUUUCGUUGCGCUCGAGUGCCUAAAUCGUCUUUGAGUGAUUGCCAAUGGACAAGAGAAGUGAACGACUAUGAUAGGAGACUGGACUACAGAACUCCUGCCGACUAUGUGCUAACCGGUGUGAGGUCCUAUCAUCACAACGGGAGGGAGGACCGUCGAUUUCUCUUCAAGAUAUGCAAACUCGUUCUUCACUGAUUGUGUAUCACUGGCGGACGUGUCCGCUAUUGACGGAUUGCUGACGUACGGUACUAUGCGUAGCUAGGUACGUAGUGUAGACUAGCUGCUGGUUGAUGUAGAGCAAUGACGUUGUGUACACGCGUUCACAAAUGAGGCCACUGCAAGCUGUUGUGCUAGAGAUUAGAAACUCAAUUGAAUGUAGUUGCCAGCA